AUGGCAUACAUGCCUGCCUCAUCAGUCCUCCUCCUCACCGCCAUUGCUGCCGUGUGGCCGGCAGGCAUCCCUGUCUGCGGGGGCACGCAGCUGGACCAAGGCCAGACAUGGACCGUUGACGUGCCCACCGGCACCAGCGGCAGGUUCUGGGGCUGCACCGGUUGUUCGUUCAACGGGGGAAGUGGCCACUGUGACACUGGUGAUUGUGCUGGUGCGCCCUCCUGCACCGUCUCCGGGCAGCCGCCAGCAAUGCUGGCCGAGUACACCAUCGGUGGCACUGGCAACAACCAGGAUUACUAUGACAUCUCGGCUGUUGACGGCUACAACCUGGCCAUGGCCUUCUCCUGCAGCACUGGCGUUGGGCUGGUGUGCAUGGACCCUAGCUGCCCUGAUGCAUACCAGUAUCCCACCGAUUGUACCAAGACCCAUUCAUGCAGAGCCAACAGCAACUACCAGGUGACCUUCUGCCCUUGA
Molecule: messenger RNA, 474 nt
Organism: Miscanthus lutarioriparius
Lineage: Eukaryota; Viridiplantae; Streptophyta; Magnoliopsida; Poales; Poaceae
Source: the annotation of a GenBank genome assembly